AAUCUGCGGUCAGAAGGAUCAACGGAGACCUGGCCAUGUCCCACUUCAUAAACCGGGGCUGCCGAUCGCGUUGUCGUACCAGUCUCCACGUGUGACUGUGGGCUUCCGACCAAACGCAUCGCACAUGCAAACUUCCACGUUUCGUACUCCCGAUAAAAACAACACACUGAAAUCACAACGGUGGAUACGGACUUCCAGUACUCCCAUAUUCAAGCACAGGCGGUGGAUGGCGGUUGCCUUUACCGAGUAGCAACCGAGAACUAGCUAUCGGCCACCGCGGCCUGGCACUUGAUUACACUGAACUCCAGCAAACCCAAACAAGAUUCCGGUGCCAUCCACAAGAAACCAUGGAUUCGGUUCCUACCGCUGUUUUUGUGUUCGCACCCUUAUCGGCAGUCAUCCUGCACGAGUUCAUUUUGCGACGAGUGGAAGUCGACCAUUUGACCCUUCAGAUCCUUGGACUAGCGAUUACCGCAUACUGGGUUCUAUCAUAUUACACUGGACUCACCGCCGCGACACUAGUAACGAGUUUCUUCUGGGUUCCACUAUGGCUAUACAUCGGAGCGUACCGUGGCUUCUUUCACCCACUCAACGACUACCCGGGGCCCUGGGCUGCGAAACUAUCAAGAUGGUGGGCCGUCAAGCAGACAUAUGAUAGCAGCUUGCAUUACCAUAGAGUCCUUCAGCGAUUGCAAGGCCAAUACGGCGAUUAUGUUAGGACGGGACCACGUGAGCUCACGAUCUUCGAUGUAGCUGCGAUACAACCAAUCCUCGGAGCCCAAUCACAGACUUCAAAAGGACCGUUCUUUGACGUCAUGGAAAAGUCUUUGCACCUCAAUCGCGACAAGGCGUUCCACCGCCAGCGCCGCAAGAUCUGGGACAAUGCGAUGAAGGCAUCGCUUUCCGACUACGCGCCUCAAGUCGAAAACUUCACAGACCAGCUACUUACACGGUUGCGGAACGAGGAAGGAAGGUCAGUUCCGCUGCUUGUGUAUGCAAGCUACUAUAGCUACGACGUCAUGGCAGCGCUGGCCUUCGGCAAGCCCAUGGGCUUCAUCAAAGGCGAACAAAGCGACGUCGCUGCGAGCAUUCUUGCUACUAUGAUGGGCAGCGUUCAGGCUUUGGGAUACAUGUAUCUGAUGCCAUGGCUAAUGAACGCGAUCGGUGUUCUUACCUCGUUCAACGGACCCAUGAAAGAAUGGCGAGACUGGAGCGUCAGCCAAAUGAAAGCACGCAUGCAGGUCAGAGACGCCAAACCGGACCUGAUCUCUCAUCUCAUCACCUCCACGCCCAAAACACCAGAAGGCCGCGAACUUCUCUACGGCGAAUCGCGCCUCAUCAUCUCCGCUGGCAGCGAAACAACGUCCACCGCUCUGACUUUCCUCUUCAUGCAUCUCGCCACACACCCACACUACAUGGCCGCCGUCCGCGCCGAGUUCCUCUCCAAUAUGAGCACCUACGACUGCCAGCGACCCAUGCCAAUGCUAGAAGCUUGUAUCCAAGAGUCGAUGCGCAUGUGGCCUUCCGUCUUCUUCGGCUCCCAACGCAUCACGCCGCCACAAGGUAUGGAGAUAAACGGGCGCUUCAUCCCAGGAAACAUGAUAGUACAUAUCCCUAUCUUCCCGCUGUUCCGCGACGCGAGGAACUUUGUGGCUCCUGAUCAGUUCAUACCUGAGCGCUGGACUACCAAGCCGGAGUUGGUACUCAACAGGCAGGCGUUCAUUCCAUUCUCGACGGGGUCACAUAGCUGUGCGGGCAAAGCACUGUCGUUGAUGGAGUUAAGAAGUGUGAUUGGGAGGGUCGUGGCCGAGUUUGAUGUUAUGCUUGACGAGGGGACGGAUGUGAACGCUUACUGGGAAGGCAUUCUAGAUCACUUUACUGCUGGUGCGCCGCCGAUGAUGGUCAGGUUUGUGAAGGCACAGUAAGCACGUUUGGGAUACGGUAUAGAUGGCAUUGACGACUCAACGAUCUCUUACAUUUAUAGGAAUUGUAUCUGAACAUAGCGUGGAAUAUCAUCCGGAAGGC
This is a messenger RNA of Alternaria rosae, 2025 nucleotides long. RefSeq names its product cytochrome P450. The record is from RefSeq and is a predicted model, not a curated record. Gene Ontology annotation, molecular function: oxidoreductase activity, acting on paired donors, with incorporation or reduction of molecular oxygen; monooxygenase activity; iron ion binding. The transcript has 3 exons. The coding region runs from base 348 to 1925 and encodes 525 amino acids. NCBI's taxonomy places the organism in Eukaryota, Fungi, Ascomycota, Dothideomycetes, Pleosporales, Pleosporaceae.